CCCAUUUGAGUUAAGAAAAGUCCCGAAAUUUCAGCGUUAUUUAGGAUUCAGCAACAGAUAAAAUCUGGAAAUUUUGUUUUUCUCUCUAUCUAGGCUUUGCGUAUUCAACUUUUGAGAAUCUAAAUUCACCGAACAUAAGGAUAAGAACGAGGACGAUAAGAGAAUCUAAAUUCACCGAACAUAAGGAUAAGAACGAGGACGAUAAGAGAAUCUAAAUUCACCGAACAUAAGGAUAAGAACGAGGACGAUAAGAGAAAAUGGUCGCCUUUGGAAAAAAGCUCAAGGAACGUAGCAUUGAAGAAUGGCAAGAAUAUUACAUCAAUUACAAAUUGAUGAAGAAGAAAGUGAAGCAAUAUGGUCGACAAAUCGAAGUAGGAAGUCUAGAUCGUCGUCAUCUUCUUAAAGAUUUCUCAAGGAUGUUAGAUCAUCAGAUCGAGAAAAUAACUCUUUUUAUGUUGGAGCAACAAGGUUUGCUUUCAAGUAGGUUACAGAAACUAAGAGAAUGUCAUGAUGCACUUCAAGAUGAGCCUGACAUAUCUCAGAUACAUAAUCUAAGAGAGGCUUAUAGAUCUGUGGGACAAGAUCUUCUCAAGCUUCUGUUUUUCAUCGAUAUGAAUGCUAUUGGUAUCCGUAAGAUACUGAAGAAAUUCGAUAAAAGAUUCGGUUAUAGAUUCACAAACUAUUAUGUCAAGACUCGCGCUGAUCAUCCUUACUCUCAACUCCAGCAAGUGUUUAGACAUGUGGGUCUUGGAGCUGUUGUUGGAGCCAUAUCGCGUAAUCUUCACGAGCUUCAAAACAAUCAAGGAAGCUACUUAUCGAUUUACGAUCAGCCUGUUCUUCCUCUUCAGGAUCCUGUGGUGGAUUCAAUUAAGAAUGCAGUGGACAGACUAACACAUUCGACAAACUUCCUUAACUUCAUGGCUCAACAUGCUCUAAUCAUGCAAGACGAAGACCUACUAAUCCCUCAAGACGAGGAAGCGGAUCAAGAAGAAGGGAAAUAUCACUUCAUGUCUCUCUUGUUAAACUUGGCCAACACAUUUCUCUAUAUGGUCAAUACAUACAUCAUUGUUCCUACAGCAGAUGAUUACUCCAUGAGCCUUGGAGCAGCAGCAACGGUUUGUGGUGUUGUGAUCGGUGCAAUGGCUGUAGCUCAGCUCUUCUCUUCGGUUUACUUCAGCGCCUGGUCCAAUAAAUCUUACUUCAAACCGCUUAUAUUCAGUAGCAUUGUUCUUUUCUUUGGGAACCUGUUAUAUGCUUUAGCUUAUGACUCCAAUUCAUUAGCACUUCUCUUGAUUGGCCGGCUUUUCUGCGGGUUUUGUUAGCGCAAGUGCUUUAGGAAUGGCGUGUGGUCCUGCUCUUGGCGGUUUAUUGCAAACCAAUUUCAAGAUCUACAAUCUUACCAUUAACC
This is a messenger RNA of Eutrema salsugineum, 1408 nucleotides long. Its product is annotated as SPX domain-containing membrane protein At4g11810. The record is from RefSeq and is a predicted model, not a curated record. Gene Ontology annotation, cellular component: plant-type vacuole membrane. NCBI's taxonomy places the organism in Eukaryota, Viridiplantae, Streptophyta, Magnoliopsida, Brassicales, Brassicaceae. The transcript is spliced from 10 exons. The coding region runs from base 258 to 1322 and encodes 354 amino acids. Gene Ontology annotation, biological process: transmembrane phosphate ion transport from cytosol to vacuole. Gene Ontology annotation, molecular function: transmembrane transporter activity.